CUUCGUUGCAAAUUUCAUUUUUAUUGAACUUUGCAAAAAUUAUAUGCAAAUUUAAAUAAAACAGACCAAACUCUCUCUAGAAAACCCUAACCGCCAGGGGCUUCUCCUCCUCUGCCAUGGAUUCCGGUCAGUUGAUGGAGCCUGACCCUCCAGAACCUCCCGAUCCACCCUUAUCUUCCGUUAGAACCUCUAACAGAUCCUUCUCUCCCGUUAAAGCUCUCAUCCUCUGCAAAUCCCAUAUCAUCAAUGGAGUUUCAUUCUUAGACAGAUCUGUUUUUUCCAAGAAACCUUCCAUCUCAUCUUUCCAUCUCUUGUUACCGUCCUCUGCUUCAGAACCAUUCAUGAGUCCAGAUUUAAAUAUGAAUCUUUCUCAGAUCUCAGUGUAUUCUGCCUCUGGAGUUCUUUGGCUUUCCAUCUCCUCUAUGAUUUUGGUCCUAAGAAGUUCUUCUACUUCGGUCCCGGUGGCUGGUUUGUUGGUGCUUGGUUUGGGUUCCUCCAAUGGCCUUAUUACUGCAGAAUGCGGUCUCUUUUUAUGGGUUUCUUUGUCUCCCGUCGCAGUCACUGUAUGUUUUACCUCACAGCUUGUCAAUCUGGCUGUAGCUUCGUGCACGGGUUGCUCGGCCCUCAUCACCACCUCAUGCUUCAUUCAUCUCCCAACAAUCCAGCCAUUUCAAGGAUUGUCAAUUGUGCACUUGCUGCUGUUUCAAUCACAGGAAUUAUAUCACUGAAUGUGGUCUUUAAUUCUCAAGGCUUACUUUCACCUUGCAGCUUGGUUGUUGGGACUAGAGGACUUCUCCACGCCAUUAGUUGUUUAAGUGUUUUGUAUGCUUCUAUCUUUCUUUGCUUCAUUUUAAUUGUUGUUUGUUUGGCCAGGAUGACUUUGUUAUCAUGUUCU
Molecule: messenger RNA, 895 nt
Organism: Brassica oleracea var. oleracea
Lineage: Eukaryota; Viridiplantae; Streptophyta; Magnoliopsida; Brassicales; Brassicaceae
Exons: 2
Coding region: 117-728 (203 amino acids)
Source: RefSeq, a predicted model, not a curated record